CUACCUCACAGCGCCCUGACAUAAGCUUUUCGAAUCUAUGUGCGAUUUUAAUGAACAAUUGUCCGGUGCAGUUGUGUUUGGUUGACUUAUGAUUUUUGAUUAACAGAAAGCCAGUUUUGCUAAAAGUUGAUAGUGCUAGUAAGUGUUGAUCGUAGUUUCCAAUAAGUAACAAUGGAUAACUUUUCGGUGUAUAUUAUUGUGUGCUUAAUAAUCACAUACGAUCAGGUUCCACGUCGUACUUUAUCCGUUCCAUUGAUCCGUUACGCACGGUCUCCAAAUACUACACCGGAAAGUCAUAUAAGCAAUUUUCUCCAUCAGCAUCGAGCGGAUUCUCGCGCAGAUAAGCCAACGCAACACUCAACCAACCUUACAAACCCAGUUCACGAUUUAUCCCGUCCUAAAUCUACAACAGAAGCUCCUGUUUCGCAAACUGAGUUGCUGGUGAAUCUUAUCCAUAAUACUAUACAGACUGUACGUGAUCAGUUUCCUGCACUAAUUAGCGCCAUAUCAAGCCCAGGAGAUUCACCAAAAACAGACGAAAAAUCCAAAAAUCUUCAUUCAUCCAAUAUACACUUUAUGCAUGAGCGCAGCGCAAAUGAAACUUUAGAAGAAAAUGUUUCUGAGUUUGAUGAACGAGAACCUCAGAGCGAAGGAAAUGGUGAAGAUUAUAGUGGACAAGAUGAAUUUGAAGAAAACAACGGACAUGACUUUCCCAAAGAAAACGCCCCUAUUGCUUUAAUACCACCAGCGCUAAUAAGGACUAUUGUGGAAACCAGCGCUAGUAGCUCCGUAAGAGGAAGCGCUGGAGCUAGCGCUGGUAGUGUAGCAAGCACUAGUGCCAGCUCUAGUUCGAGUAGUAGUAAUGGAGCUAGCAGAAAUACCCGCCAAAUUGAAAGCGAAAGUCUAGGAAGUGGUUCUGCAGAGUUUCUUGGUGCAGUUGUUAAACAUAAGGUUCAGGCCUUAACUUCGUUACUAUUUGCACCGAUUUGGGAUGCUUCAGCCUUCAUCCAGCGGACUGUUGGUUAUGCUUCCAGCAGUGGUAGUGGAAACUCUAUUCCUGAAAGCUCAAUAUCUCCACAUCCGGAUCACGGUCAUCAUGGUUCCCGUCAUGGAGGGAGAGGCGGUGAUUACCAUCACUCACAUGUUGGUCAUACACAACACCACAAUGACAACCACCAUCACUCCGAAGUAGACAAUUAUCAUUCAGGUGAACGUGAACAUCAUACGGAAGGCCACGGCAAUCAUUUGCACGAGAACAAUCUCCACACUAAUCAACACUCUGAAAAACAUGACCAGGAGUCAGACCAAAGACAUUUCCAUCAUCAGAAUACUAUGAAAAAUGAAUCUGCUCAACUUAUCUUCGAAGGCUACGAUCCGAAUCUACCCCAUAUUGUACAUUUGAGAGAUAUUAGAAAUAAUUUCAAAGCUAACGUCACGGAUAAUUUCCUGCCAGAGGAAACAUUGGCCAGUGCCGGACCAGUACGUGUUACAUUUGGAAAAACUGGCUUAGAAAAGAAUGACGGUGAUCAUCUAAACAUUUCUGUAAGGAAAUCUAGAGAAGCGAGAAUGUUAUUAAAUGAACGGUUGGGAAUUUACAUACUUGAAAUUUUUGGAUCUAUUGCAGGACUGAUGUGGGGUGCAUUUCACCAAAUUACACACCUAUUCCAAGGAAGAAACGACAAUCAGGUCAAUUGAUUUUGAAAUAUAAAUGCUAAUUGAAAGGUAUAUUUUCUUAUUACUAAGUCUAUGUUUAGAAUAAGGUAAUAUUUGAAAUAAAAGUAUACAACAGUCUGUUCAAUAAGAAAGUGUACAGUAAAAUUAAGGUUAAAAAGA
This is a messenger RNA of Hermetia illucens (black soldier fly), 1833 nucleotides long. RefSeq names its product protein disconnected-like. Lineage: Eukaryota; Metazoa; Arthropoda; Insecta; Diptera; Stratiomyidae. The transcript is spliced from 2 exons. The record is from RefSeq and is a predicted model, not a curated record. The coding region runs from base 172 to 1695 and encodes 507 amino acids.